AGAUACUCGGGAGGCUGAGGCGGGAGGAUCACAUGAGCCCAGGAGGUCGAGGCUGCAGUGAGGCUGAUUGCGCCACUGCACUCCAGCCUGGGCAACUGAGCAUGACCCCUCCUCAAAGCUAAUGGCGCUUCAUAAUUCUGCAGUUCAAGGAAGUUGCUGCGGUCGCGGGGCGGAGAACCGCCAGGAGGCUGGAGUCCAGGCAGCCUUCUCUGACACACGGUGAAGGCGCCGGAACUACAGCUGCCAUCGCGGAGCCGCUUCGGCCGCCAUAUCUGGGUGCACGGGAACUCGCAGAGGACAAACUCCCACGCGCGUUUUCGAUUUCUGCGCUUUCCUCGAGUGAGGCAAGACCUAGCAGAGGCCCAAGCCUGUCCCUCCCUGCCAGGAGCAGUCUCAUGCGGACCGAGCUGCUACGCGGGGCAUCCCCUCUGCUGGUGCCCGGCGACCCCUACUCCGUGGUGGUUCUGCUGCAGGGCUACGCGGAGCCCGAGGGGGUGGGCGACGCCGUGCGCGCCGACGGCUCCGUGACCCUGGUCCUACCCCAGACCCGGGGCCCGGCCUCCAGCCACCGAGAGUCCCCGCGCGGGAGUGGCGGCGCAGAGGCCGCCCUGGAGGAGGCGGCCCGUGGCCCCAUCCUGGUGGACACCGGGGGCCCCUGGGCUCGGGAAGCGCUGCUGGGGGCGCUGGCGGGGCAGGGAGUGGCCCCGGGAGACGUGACGCUGGUGGUGGGGACCCACGGGCACUCGGAUCACAUCGGGAAUUUGGGGCUGUUCCCAGGCGCGGCUCUGCUGGUCUCGCACGACUUCUGCCUUCCCGGAGGCCGCUACCUGCCCCACGGGCUGGGUGAGGGGCAGCCCCUGCGCCUGGGCCCGGGGCUCGAGGUGUGGGCCACGCCGGGCCACGGGGGCCAGCGCGACGUGAGCGUGGUGGUGGCCGGCACGGCUCUGGGCACCGUGGUGGUGGCGGGAGAUGUGUUUGAGCGAGAUGGGGACGAGGAUUCGUGGCAGGCACUGAGUGAAGACCCCGCAGCCCAGGAGCGGAGCCGGAAGAGGGUCCUGGUCGUUGCCGACGUGGUCGUACCUGGUCACGGGCCCCCCUUUCGAGUGCUAAGGGAAGCCUCGCAGCCGGAGACGAAGGGUGGAGGGAACAGCCAGCAGGAGCCGGUGGUCGGAGACGAGGAGCCCGCCCUGCACUAAUCAGCCCCGAGAGGGACUGGACUCUUGUCAGGGAAGCCCUAACAGCGAGGAGCUGCUGGAGACAGAGUCAGAGCAGUCAAGGGUGGGAGCUUCCAGCCCUUCCAGGAGGCCAGUUUUCCAGUGAGGACAGAGUGCACCUGACACUGCCAUCACAUCGUCAGUAUCACUGCCUGUCUCUGCCACCAAACUAAGAUCAAAGGACGGGCUCAGCUCCCUGUGCAUUCUCCCUGGACCUCAGUAAAAUGGGAGAAGGUUCCUGGGAGGGGCCUCCAAAAUAAAAACGGAAACUGCGUUGAAAAUCA
Nomascus leucogenys (northern white-cheeked gibbon) is the source of this 1498-nucleotide messenger RNA. RefSeq names its product metallo-beta-lactamase domain containing 1 (gene MBLAC1). The record is from RefSeq and is a predicted model, not a curated record. Lineage: Eukaryota; Metazoa; Chordata; Mammalia; Primates; Hylobatidae.